AUGGCCCCUCCUAAGAUCUUCUCGCUCGAUGGCAAAAGCCUCAAGCUCGACACUGCAGAGGACAUCGAGGCUCAUAUCAAGCCUCUGACUGAGAGCACCGACUACACCGAGAUUCAUUUCGGUGGUAACACCCUCGGAAUUGGCGCCUCCGAGCGUCUUGCUGCUGUCCUCGCAACCCAGAAGAGCCUUGAAGUCGCUGACUUGGCCGAUAUCUUCACCUCCCGUCUCCUGUCCGAGAUUCCUCCCGCUCUCAAGGCUCUUCUUGAUGCCAUUCUCGAGAUCCCGACUGCCCACACCAUCAACCUCUCCGACAAUGCCUUCGGUCUCAACACUCAGGCCCCCCUGGUCGAUUUCUUGGCCAAGCACAUCCCUCUACGCCACCUGAUCCUGAACAACAAUGGUCUGGGUCCCGCUGCCGGAACCCUGAUUGCUGAUGCUCUCAGCAAGCUCGCCGAGCGCAAGGAGGAGGCUCGCAAGGAGGGCAAGGAGGUUCCUCCUCUGGAGAGCAUUGUUUGCGGUCGCAACCGCCUGGAGAACGGCAGUAUGGAGGCUUUCGCUCGUGCCUAUGAGAAGCACGCUGCCGGCCUGAAGUCCGUCAAGAUGACUCAGAAUGGAAUUCGCCAGGAGGGUAUCGCACACCUGUUGAAGAACGGCCUUUCUCACGCCCAGGGCCUUGAGGUUUUGGAUCUGCAGGACAACACUUUCACCAUCAUGGGCUCUAAUGCUCUUGCUAGUGUUUUGGGAGGCUGGGAGUCUCUGCGUGAGCUGGCCGUUGGUGACUGUCUGCUUUCUGCUCGUGGUGGCGUGAAGGUCGCCCAGGCUCUUGCCGCCAACAAGAACCAGAAGCUGCAGACCUUGCGUCUUCAGUACAAUGAGAUGAAGGCUGAUAGUGUCAAGGCUUUUACCCACGCAGCUAAGACCGCCCUGCCCAGUUUACGCCGUGUUGAGCUGAACGGCAACAUUUUCUCGGAUGAGGAUGUGAACAUUACUGCACUCAAAGAGCUCUUGGAGGCCCGCCAGGAAGAGCACGGUACCGAUGAUGAUGAUGAAGAUACCUGGGGCGUUGAUGAGCUGGAUGAGCUCGAGUCCGAGGACGAGGAAGAGGAGGAGGAGGAGGAAGAAGAAGAGGAGGAAGAGGAGGCCAAGGCUGAGAAGGAACUCAAGAAUGCUGACCUUGCUGAGGAGGAGGAGGUUGCUCAGAAGUCGGACAAGGAUGUCGAUGCCUUGGCUGAUGUUCUGGGUAAGACUGGCAUCUAG
Molecule: messenger RNA, 1257 nt
Organism: Penicillium odoratum
Lineage: Eukaryota; Fungi; Ascomycota; Eurotiomycetes; Eurotiales; Aspergillaceae
Product: GTPase-activating protein RNA1
Exons: 1
Coding region: 1-1257 (418 amino acids)
Biological process (GO): nucleocytoplasmic transport; activation of GTPase activity
Cellular component (GO): nucleus; perinuclear region of cytoplasm; cytosol
Molecular function (GO): GTPase activator activity; small GTPase binding
Source: RefSeq, a predicted model, not a curated record